AUGCUGUUAUCUCGCAGCAGAGUUGUACCCACCCUCGCAACCAGGUUCACCUCAAGAACCCUUACAACCGCCACAAAACCAGCAGCAGCCACAGGAGCAACAGAGCCAGAGGAGCCACCAAGGAUAUUGCCCCAUGUCGACCCCCGAUUUCAAUACGGCGAUGUCAUUAUCAUCCAUGACAGCAAAGGAGAACGACGACUCGUCGGACCUCUGAGGAAAGGCGGUUUCAGGGAUAACAACGUCGGUAGAUUGAAUCACGACUCCAUGAUCGGAAAGACCCCUCUCUCAAUCGUCGAAACUCAAUUAGGAGCAAAGUUCUCCCUACACUGGCCCAGCCUCGACGAGUACUCGACAAGGGUAAAGAGACAAGCCAGUAUCAUGUAUCCCAAGGACGCCACAACCGCCGUCCACCUACUUGACCUCUUCCCAGGCGCACACGUCCUCGAAGCAGGAACAGGAAACGGAUCCAUGACAAUGUACAUCCAACGCGCCAUCCUCGGUCCCGGAUCUCACCUAGACACUGUGGAUAUCCGGAAUAACCACUCCCUCCAGGCUGAACAAAACAUUGAGCGCUUUUGGAGAGGCAUGUAUCGUCCCGGGAUCACAUUCUGGAGAUCUGUCGGCGGGUUGCAGAGGGUCAUCAAGCGCCUCACAGGCGAAGACCAGGGCAAAACCCACUAUCCGGGAUCAGGACCGUCUUCGGCUCAAGAACAAGAUUCUACUGUCCUCAAUAAGGAUGGACGCCCAAUGACAGCUCUGGAACUCAAGCGCAAGGAGCUGACAGAGGCCAAUGAGGUCCUGCCGCCCAAUCCUCACCCCAAGGGCCACCAAUACGACGCCAUCAGCCUCGACCUGCCUGAUACCCUCACCGUCCUCGAUGAUCUCUUACCACUCUUGAAACCCGAUCGGCCCAUGUGUCUUUACAUGGUCAACAUGUCCCAGGUCCUGGAGCUCGUUCAAUGGAUGCGAAAGAACGGCGCUGGAUACUCGGUCGAAAAGGUCCUCGAGGUCGGUUGGAAAGAGUGGAGCGUCCGAUCGGCCGCUGUCAGGAGCAAAGUCAAGGGCAGAGUUCAUGUCGGUGGCUUUGGGGACGUCUCACCCCUUCAGCAGUCAUCUGGAGAUGGUACUCAAGUAGCUGCUACCACAGCUGCCGAUCAUAUCCCAGAUGAUGCUGUCGGGUGGGUUUGUCGACCCCUUCAUAUGCCCAUCGGACACACUGGUUUCCUGGUCCAGCUCCGAAGGAGUUCCGCACCUUCCUCCGAAGAAUCCAACACACCCAUUGCAUAA
This is a messenger RNA of Linnemannia hyalina, 1287 nucleotides long. NCBI's taxonomy places the organism in Eukaryota, Fungi, Mortierellomycota, Mortierellomycetes, Mortierellales, Mortierellaceae. The record is from the annotation of a GenBank genome assembly.